Molecule: messenger RNA, 1497 nt
Organism: Daphnia pulex (common water flea)
Lineage: Eukaryota; Metazoa; Arthropoda; Branchiopoda; Diplostraca; Daphniidae
Product: dnaJ homolog subfamily C member 10-like
Exons: 5
Coding region: 94-990 (298 amino acids)
Source: RefSeq, a predicted model, not a curated record
GAUUCGUCUCGCUUCACCGAUCUACAGUAAUAACAGUAUAGACGACUACCUGCCCUCUUACCUCAUAUAAAAUUAGGUCACAUCAAUUGUAAUAUGUCUGAAGAACUUUGCAAAGAAAAACAUUACAUCGCAAAGUAUCCGACAUUUGCUACUUUCAAGCGAGGUGGAGCGGUAGAGAUCCAUGUCGGUGGAGUGUGUGUGUCUGAAGUAGUGAAUUUUGCACGAAACAGCAUUUGGGCACCUAAUCUGGAAACUCUGAAUCCGAGUUCGUUUCCCAGUUGUCUCAAAGAUGGACAUACUUGGGUUGUUGACUUUUACGCUCCGUGGUGCCCACCUUGUAUGCGUCUUAUUCCUGAAUUCAGAAGAGCCAGUAGUCUGGUUGGUGGCAUAGUCAAAUUUGGCUCUCUGGAUUGCUCCGUUUAUCGCGACCUCUGUGCCUCUUAUGACGUUCGCUCAUAUCCAACAAUAAUCUUUUAUAAUUAUUCAACUCUACAUGCGUACACUGGUCAGUUUGUCAGCCGUGAUAUCGCCACAUUUGUUGAAGAUGUUCUUCGCCCUCCAGUGGUUGAUUUGACGAUCGACAAUUUCGAGUUGCUGGUGUUGAACAGACCUGUAACAGAAAUAUGGCUGGUGGAUUUUUUCGCUUCGUGGUGCGGUCCUUGCAUUCAGUUGGCACCCCAGUGGCGUUCACUUGCCAGAAUGCUCGGCCCUUUAACUAACAUCAACGUCGGAUCAGUGGAUUGCGUCACCCAGGAAUUGCUCUGUACCCAACACAAUAUUCGUUCCUAUCCAACCAUUCGGAUGUAUGUUAUGGGAGGACGCUCUGGUGAAAUCAUUACCUACAACGGCUUCCAGCGGGACGCAUAUUCGCUACGCAGCUGGCUGGUCAAUUCGCUACCAUCGUCGGUUUACGCUCUGGGCGAUUACAACUUCGCGGACCUGGUGCUCCGUUCCAGUACUCCUUGGGUGGUUGACUAUUACGCGCCGUGAUGCGGUCCUUGUCAAGUGUUUGCAGUGGAAUUCGAAUUAGCCGCCAAGCAACUGGACGAUGGCCGCCGUCUGAAAUUUGCCAAAGUCAAUUGUGAUAGCUUCCCAAAUGUGUGCCGAAAUGCUGGCGUUCAAUCCUACCCGACUGUGCGAUAUUAUCCGGGUAAAACGGGAUGGUCGCAUCAGAGUCCCUUCGGCAUCCCGUUUGUCAACGACCGCAGAAAAGUGGAGGACCUCGUGGAGUGGCUCGAAGAACUCCUGGUUUCUCAUUCUCCUAGUGCCUCUGAUAACAAAGUUGCUUCCAGUCGUGACGAGCUCUAAGUCACUAACCUGAUCUUGUCAAAAUAUUUUUCCGAUCAAUCUCUUGCACACUCGCCAAAUCAAAAUCUCACUUUAUACAAUUUUGUUAUUUUCCCAAUGAAAAAUGAAUUGUGCUUAUUGCAUACUUAAGAAACGCUUUUUUGCCUGUUCUGCCCAUACUUAAUAAAAAUGUUUUUGGAUUAUACGAAA